Xyrauchen texanus (razorback sucker) is the source of this 2905-nucleotide messenger RNA. Its product is annotated as CMP-N-acetylneuraminate-beta-galactosamide-alpha-2,3-sialyltransferase 2-like. The coding region runs from base 648 to 1856 and encodes 402 amino acids. The record is from RefSeq and is a predicted model, not a curated record. Lineage: Eukaryota; Metazoa; Chordata; Actinopteri; Cypriniformes; Catostomidae. Gene Ontology annotation, molecular function: beta-galactoside (CMP) alpha-2,3-sialyltransferase activity. The transcript is spliced from 6 exons.
GUUGUAGAAUUUAAAUGAAAGCUUUAUUCAAGAUGCGUAGAAAAGUCCUUAACCACAAGCCAUCGAGGCAACUCCACCCUUUUCCUCCAGUGUCCGCAGAGUUUCAUCUCGGCACAGUUGCUAGCUAGACGGAAUGUACGGAAGCAGACAAACAGGAUUACAGAGUCACACUCCAACAAACCUCAACUCAUAGAGAACCGUAAUGGCACAGGCACGGAUGACAGCCUUGCUUGUCUGGCACUGAGAUGUCAAAACCACAGAGGGGGCUAUUCCUCCAACUGUCACUGCAUGGAGAGUAGAACACAUCACAAGUACGCCUACAAGCAGACAGAUUUUUAGAGGUGAAAGACUGGUGUGUUUCAACUGUGGCAGUUCCAAGAUGUACCAAUCUGGAGGUGAUCCCACUGGGUAUCACGGAGAGAACUAAAAUUGAGAGCUGUAAAAGGAUCCACGGUAGACUUGUGACACAUUGAAAGGAGGAGACUGACAUAUGGAGAUAGCAGCAGUGGUGCUUCACAGACACUAGUUUUUGUGUGAUUCACAGAAAGAUUAAGUUGUUUUGUUUCUUUUGAAGCCUCUGUCUUCAAAGUCCAGACUCCAGACUGAGCAAGGUGGCAGGGGCAGGUUUAUGGCAGUGGGGCGGGCGCAUGCCGUCUGUGCCUCAGCAGCGAGAGGGACGCUUGGGGUUUGGCUUGGGUUGGGUCUGGGCUGCAGGGUCUCAGAGGACAGGCGAGCCGAGGCCCUGGGUACCAGCUGGAGCUGGAGCUAUGGCUGUUGCUGCUGCAGGUGAACGAGGAGCUCGACGAUGCUCCAUGCGGGUCUGUGUGCUCUUGGGAUCCCUGGCCCUCCUCUUUAUCACCUCACUCUUUUUCUCCUUCUCACUGAGAGGAGGAGCUGGCCUGCCUUACCUGGAAUCCAUGGGAUGGGAAGAGUCACACAGGGUUAAGCUUGUGCCCAGCUACACUGGUUCCCACCGGGUGAAUCCUGCCGAGAGCACCCAACAGAAGACAUGUGCCUGUGCGCGGUGUGUGGGCGACCCGGGUGUCUCCGACUGGUUCGAUGAGAGCUAUGACCCAGAUGUCUUGCCUGUGUGGACACGGGACAACAUUCAGCUGCCUUCAGAUGUAUAUUACUGGUGGGUGAUGUUGCAGCCUCAAUUCAAACCCCACAAUAUCCAGCAAGUUCUACAGAAGCUAUUCCAGGUAAUUCCAGGCCGUUCCCCAUAUGGUUCGUGGGACCCUGCUCGCUGUCUACGCUGUGCCGUGGUGGGAAACUCGGGCAACCUUCGUGGGGCAGGUUAUGGUCCAAUGAUUGAUGGCCAUGACUUCAUCAUGAGGAUAAAUCUGGCUCCUACUGUAGGCUAUGAAGAAGAUGCAGGCAGUCGAACCACACACCACUUCAUGUACCCAGAGAGUGCCAAGAACCUGGCGGCCAAUGUUAGCUUUGUGCUGGUGCCAUUCAAGACUCUUGACCUAUUGUGGAUCACCAGUGCCCUCUCCACCGGCCAGAUCCGCUUUACUUACGCUCCAGUGAAGCAGUUUCUGCGCGUGGACAAAGACAAGGUGCAGAUCUUCAAUCCAGCUUUCUUUAAAUACAUCCAUGACCGGUGGACACGCCAUCAUGGCCGCUACCCUUCCACUGGCAUGCUAGUCUUGUUCUUUGCUCUACAUGUAUGUGAUGAGGUGAAUGUAUUUGGUUUCGGAGCGGACAGCCGGGGAAACUGGCACCACUAUUGGGAGCAGAACCGCUAUUCUGGAGAGUUCCGUAAAACAGGUGUCCAUGAUGCAGACUACGAAGCCCAGAUCAUCGACAAGCUGUCCAAGGCUGGCAAGAUCUCAGUCUUUCCUGGAAAAUGAAUAUGGGUACCACUUGUGAAGAGACUGACCAAAUGAUGAACUAAAACAAACAAAACCACCCAUUAUCCACUUGACACAUUCUGAGUACCUGUUCAGAGUGAUCAAGAAGUGAUUUUUCAUGAUCUUAUUCCCAUUCUGGGCUAUCCCGAUUGGACAGAAAUCGGCAGCAUUCCCCAUGAUGGGGUGGUUUUGAGAGGAGAUACCACUAAUUUCCGCUGUUCUACCGCAGGCCUACCUCAACCAGGAAAAGUAACUUGACUAGCAAGGGAUGCCAAUAUCUCCUCACCACUAAAGAGCAUGUUAGGUAUAUGUGUUGGGAAUAGAAUUAACUUGCAUUUGACAUUUGUUGAUUAGUGAUGACACAGGAAGUAAAAUGCAUCAGCCUGUUUGUCGGUUAGCUACUGUAUGUGCUUAACGGCAUGGCCGGGUAGAUAAGUGAGACCAGCUGUAUCAUAGUACUCUUGUUGUCCUCUGUGGUUCAUUAACUAAAAGCUUGGACACAGUGGUGGGUUGUUUCACUUCCGUUAUAUUAUAAUGCUCUGCACUGCAGCAGUUAAUGCCUCACAUCACCAGGUGCAUGUGGCUGAGUGGAAGUUUACACGUUCCUACUGUUAAACCAAGCUUUUUGUCUUAUUGAAUAAUUUAUGCUUUGGUUGUUAGUGUUUAUGAGAUGAUCAUGCUAACAGUUUGCUAUGACUCUGCAUCACUAUGCGCUAGCAGCAAUCUGAACAUGGAUCACUUUUGCUAGUUAUGUUGAGCAGGGGUGUAGAUUCCAGGGGGGAUGGGGGGGGGAGUAACCCCCCACCCCCAACACUAGAAUGUUAACUGAACUGAAACCACUGACACAGUCUGAUAUGAACACAUAUGAACAAAAUAUUAUGAAAUAUACGUGGCAUAGAUUUAGAAACAUUCAGAAUGAUAAAUCAUGCUGUGGUGAUUGUUCUAGAGAUAGUAGAGCUUCAAUAAAACAAAAUGUAACUGUUAAUAUGCUGGAACAAAGGUUUUAGUGAUGGAAAAUGAAAUGAAUAUCAUAUGGCAAAAGCAUUGGA